UGUGUGAAUCAUCUCUUUUCUUUCUCUCUCUCUCUCUCUAUAUAUAUAUAUAUAUACUUCCCAUCUGUCCUUCUCUACUUUUUGGAUUUGAAUCAGCCAACAAACACACUUAUACACAAUCAUAUCAAAAAAAGGAUGUGAUUGUGUUUGCAAUUAUAUAAAAGCUUCUGAGGUCUGAGUUAAAUUUGUUAAUUCUAAUGUGAUAUUGGGGUUGAGGUCAAAGAAGUGAGAGGUGGAGUAUUUUUCGAGAUUUAGGUAUAUAUUGAUUAUUUAUGUAUCUGAGUAAUGAGUUCUAAAGGAAAGCCGUUGUUUGAUCUUAAUGAACCGGCUACCGAGGAUGAUGAAGAGACUGAUGAUGUUGUCCUCUUCUUCCAACCUCAAAGGGCAAUUCCGUCAACUACACAUACUUCGGAUUUAUUUAUUAAGACAACUAAUAGUCCCCGUAGAAUAAUAAACAACAAUGCGUUUUCUCAUGCAUCUUCUGUUUCAGGGUUUCAGCCUUUUGUUAGACCCAAAGUAGUACAAGCGACUGAAAAUAUAGUACACGCGUCUGAAAAUGUAGUAAAUACGUCUGACAAUGUAGUGCAAGCAUCUGAAAAUGUAGUACACUCAUCUGCAAAUUUAGGGCAAGCGUCUGAAAAUGUAGUACACAUGUCUGAAAAUGUAGUACCGGCGGCUGAAAUUGAAGAACGAAAGAGGCCAAUUGAUGUCGGAUCAGUUGCUGAUAAAGAAGAAGGUGAGUGGUCUGAUGCCGAGGGCAGUAGUCCACCUGAAAAGUUGACUCCUUCUCAUGAUGAUAAGUCAGAGGUGAAACCAAUGGCGGUUUUUAUAGAUCAAAGGGAUUCUGAUGUGGCGGUUAAUACCUCUUCAAUUGUUGAUGUGAAGGAUGAACAUAGUAAUCAUGUAUCUUCAGGACUUAAUGGCGAUUCAAUUGAUAGGAAAAGUAGUGAUAGUCAAGAAGAUUCUCUGGUGGCACCAAAACAAAAGGAUGUCAAAGGGGUUGAAGCAAUUCAUGCUUUGAAGAUUGCAAAUAACGCGGCUAAACGUCCUAAAAUUGACCAUCAAAAAGAAGCAAUGUUGGGGAAAAAACGUAGCAGGCAAACCAUGUUUCUUAAUUUGGAAGAUGUUAAACAAGCAGGAACCAUUAAAACUUCAACUCCUAGAAGGCAGAACUUUCCACCACCUGUCACAACCCGUAUUGUGAAAGAUAAACAGAUUCAGACACCUAUAAUAAAAGACGAAAAUGGCAGUGUUGUGGAGUCCAGUGAUGCUAAGUCUGAAUUUAACAAUGGUGACAUGAAUUCUGGAAUUUUAGGGCAUCCGAAGAGGUCAAAUAGUAGUAUGGAACUUAGUGCGGAGGAUAAGUUAAUUUCUAAUCAGAGGCAGAGUGUAAUGAAGCUGACAAAGAAUGCACAAGUUCCGGGUAGAAAGACUGUUCCGUUAGUUAGUCAGACUUCUGUUGACCCGAAAGCAGGAGUUAAAAAACUUCCUUCCAAGAAGCCCUUGACCGUCACGAAUCAAUAUCAGGAUACAUCGGUGGAACGGCUAAUUCGUGAGGUGACGAACGAGAAGUUCUGGCAGCAUCCAGAGGAGGCAGAGCUUCAGUGUGUUCCUGGAAGCUUUGAAUCAGUCGAAGAAUACGUUAAAGUAUUUGAGCCCUUGCUUUUUGAGGAAUGUCGGGCACAGCUCUACAGUACAUGGGAGGAAUUAACUGAAACACCGUCUAGAGAUUUGCAUGCAAUGGUUCGUAUCAAAAGUGUUGAGAGACGCGAAAGAGGUUGGUAUGAUGUAAUACUUUUACCUACAAAUGAAUGCAGAUGGAACUUUAAAGAAGGCGACGUGGCAGUUCUCUCCACCCCUAGACCGGGAACAGUCAUAUCGAAGAGAAGCAGCAGCUCAACUACUGGGGAGGUAACUGAGGUUAGCGGACGGGUGGCAGGCACUGUGAGGCGACACAUACCAAUAGAUACUCGAGAUCCUACCGGGGCGAUUCUUCACUUUUAUGUUGGGGAUUCAUAUGAUUCAAACAGCAUGAUCGAUGAUGAUCAUAUUCUAAGAAAAUUACACCCGAAAGGGAUAUGGUUUUUAACUGUUCUUGGUGCUCUUGCUACAACUCAAAGAGAAUAUGUUGCACUGCAUGCAUUUCGUAGACUCAAUUCACAGAUGCAAACCGCAAUUCUUCAACCGAGCCCAGAGUUAUUCCCCAAAUAUGAAGAACAGGCGCCUACAAUGCCCGAUUGUUUUACAACGAACUUUGUUGAACAUUUACACCGGACCUUCAAUGGUCCACAAUUGUCGGCAAUUCACUGGGCUGCAACCCAUACUGCAGCUGGUACGACAAAUGGGUCAACCAAGAGGCAAGAACCAUGGCCCUUUACUCUGGUCCAAGGUCCACCUGGAACUGGAAAGACUCAUACAGUGUGGGGAAUGCUGAAUGUUAUACAUCUUGUCCAAUAUCAGCAUUAUUAUACUGCUUUGCUUAAAAAACUAGCACCCGAAAGUUACAAGCAAGCAACAGAGAGUCUAUCUUCUGAUAAUGUCUCAAAUGGGUCAAUUGAUGAAGUUCUCCAAAGCAUGGAUCAGAACCUAUUUCGUACCCUUCACAAACUCUGCCCAAAACCAAGAAUGUUAGUUUGUGCACCUUCAAAUGCUGCAACCGAUGAGCUGCUUACACGUGUUCUUGAUCGUGGCUUCAUUGAUGGUGAGAUGAAAGUUUACCGGCCUGAUGUGGCUCGAGUUGGAGUUGAUUCACAAACACGGGCCGCUCAGGCGGUGUCAGUUGAGCGCAGGACUGAGCAACUUUUGGUGAAAAGUCGAGAUGAAGUUUACGGGUGGAUGCACCAGUUAAGAGGCCGUGAAGCUCAAUUGUCUCAACAAAUAGCUUCACUUCAAAGAGAACUCAGUGCUGCUGCUUUCACGGGGCGGUCCCAAGGUUCAGUGGGCGUGGACCCGGAUGUUCUUGUGGCCCGUGAUCAGAGUCGAGACUUGUUGUUACAAAAUCUAGCGGCUGUGGUUGAGAACCGGGAUAAAGUUCUAGUUGAAAUGUCUCGUCUUUUUAUAUUAGAAGGACGGUUUCGUAGUGGAGGGAACUUCAAUUUAGAGGAAGCGCGUGCUAGUCUGGAAGCAAGUUUUGCUAAUGAAGCCGAGGUUGUCUUCACUACGGUUUCAAGUAGUGGCCGGAAGCUUUUCUCACGGCUAACCCAUGGGUUUGACAUGGUGGUCAUUGAUGAAGCUGCUCAAGCCAGUGAAGUAGGAGUGCUGCCUCCUCUUGCUCUUGGUGCAGCUCGAUGUGUUCUUGUGGGGGAUCCACAACAACUUCCUGCAACUGUUAUAAGUAAAGCUGCUGGAACUUUGCUAUACAGUAGAAGUCUUUUUGAGAGAUUUCAACAAGCAGGCUGCCCUACAAUGUUGCUUUCCGUUCAAUACCGAAUGCACCCUCAAAUUAGAGAAUUUCCAUCCCGAUACUUUUACCAAGGUCGCCUGACUGAUAGUGAAAGUAUUGCUAAUUUACCUGAUGAAUUAUAUUACAAGGAUCCAAUGUUAAAGCCUUAUAUAUUUUAUGAUAUUACCCAUGGCCGUGAGUCGCAUCGGGGUGGGUCAGUUUCCUAUCAGAACAUACACGAAGCACAGUUUUGUCUUCGGUUAUAUCAACAUCUUCAAAAAAGUGCAAAGUCUUUAGGCAUAGCUAAAGUGUCGGUGGGCAUAAUUACCCCUUAUAAGCUGCAAUUGAAAUGUAUUCAGCGGGAGUUUGAUGAAGUUUUGAAGUCUGAAGAAGGAAAGGAUCUUUAUAUUAAUACCGUUGAUGCAUUCCAAGGGCAAGAACGUGAUGUUAUUAUUAUGUCAUGUGUGCGUGCUUCGAAUCAUGGUGUGGGUUUUGUUGCUGAUAUUCGUCGAAUGAAUGUUGCUCUCACACGUGCAAAAAGGGCACUUUGGGUUAUGGGGAAUGCAAGUACUCUGAUUCAGUCAGAUGAUUGGGCUGCACUAAUUGCUGAUGCAAAGACCAGGGAAUGUUACAUGGAUAUGGACUUGAUUCCUAAAGAUUUUAUGGGACAAAAGGUGCCACCUUUAUCAUACAGUCCACCACAGGCUAGGUUUUCUAACAUGAGGAGUUUGAAGAGACCUAGUUCAAGACACAGAUCAUAUGACCACAUGGAUUCCAGGCCAGGCACACCAUCAGAAGAUGAUGAGAAAACAUACUCAUCUUUUGCUCCAAGGAAUGGUAAUUACCGCCCUUUUAAGACACCCAUGGAAGGAUCCCUCGAUGAUUUUGAUCAGUCAGGUGACCGUUCAAGAGAGGCAUGGCAACAUGGUAUUCAAAAGAGACCAAAUUCAACCCCGGUUGCAGGUAAACGAGACUCAUGAUCCAAAUUUAUUGGAUGUCAAGGUUUUUAUUGCGGGUUCACGAUUAUUGACCUAAAUCGGACCCUGGGCAUGACCCAAAAUAAUGGAGCUGCUUAAAAGUUCUUGAAUAUGCCAGAAUUACCUACUCAUGAUGAAGACAGGAAUUUAAAUGUGGAUGAUUAUUCAUGAUGAAGAAACGGUUUCAAAUGUGGAUGAUUAGCUCUAAACUAACUGUUGAUCACCAAAAGGUGCAUUCGGGCCGUGCAAUUCGACCCUUAUCCUCUACCAGUGUAUGCAGGUGAACAGUCUGCCUUUAUUCCAUGGCAUAAAUUGCAUGAUCAUGUGGGACGCCACGGAUUUCUGAGGAUUGGCUCCUGAAACAUUCAUGGGCCCUCAGGUUUUGCAUUCGUUUGAUGAAAUUCAACUUAUGGCUGCUGAAAUGGGGGUAAAAAGAUACGAUUAUACAAGUAUAAUUAGGAUAUGUUAUGGGAAUGGAUUCAUAUGGUUCUAUGUUGAAGACUUGAACAAUCAUGGCAUAUGGUGUCAUGAUUAUAUUUUAUUUUUUGUAUAGAAAUGGUGGUGUUAAUUAAGGGAAAGAACUUGCUAAUUUGUAAACUUUGGGGGUGAUAUUAGUCUUUGUGUCUGUACAUACUUUUACUUCGACAAUAAUAUUUAUUAAUUUUUAUCUUUUGUAUCUA
Messenger RNA from Erigeron canadensis, 5039 nucleotides. RefSeq lists its product as uncharacterized. Gene Ontology annotation, molecular function: helicase activity. The record is from RefSeq and is a predicted model, not a curated record. The coding region runs from base 286 to 4362 and encodes 1358 amino acids. NCBI's taxonomy places the organism in Eukaryota, Viridiplantae, Streptophyta, Magnoliopsida, Asterales, Asteraceae. The transcript has 8 exons.